This is a messenger RNA of Xenopus tropicalis (tropical clawed frog), 1371 nucleotides long. RefSeq names its product B9 protein domain 1 (gene b9d1). Lineage: Eukaryota; Metazoa; Chordata; Amphibia; Anura; Pipidae. Gene Ontology annotation, cellular component: cilium. The record is from RefSeq and is marked provisional.
GUAGCUUGUUGUCAUGGCUGGCAGCGUCCCUUAGCAACAGCCCCUUGCGUUCUCUUUUCGCUUUCUCUCUUUUAUCCCGUCACUCGUAUCUUUUAUUUGCGCAGGAACGGCGCUGCCAUGGCCUCAGGGCCCAGCGUUUUCCUCCUCAACGUGAGCGGCCAGAUAGAGAGCGCCGAGUUUCCAGAAUUUGAUGAUCUCUACUGCAAGUACAGCUUUGUGUAUGGGCACGACUGGGCGCCGACCUCCGGGGUAGAAGAAGGGAUUUCUCAGAUCACUUCGAAGAGUCAAGGUGGCAAACAGGCACUGGUUUGGAAUUUCCCCAUUGAAAUCACAUUUAAAAGUACCAACCCAUUUGGCUGGCCGCAGAUCGUUAUCAGCGUCUAUGGGCCUGACGCCUUCGGGAAUGAUGUAGUGAGGGGCUACGGAGCAGUUCAUCUGCCAUUCACACCGGGGAGGCAUGCAAGAACCAUCCCAAUGUUUGUCCCAGAGUCAUCGUCCAGGCUGCAGAGGUUUACCAGCUGGUUUAUGGGACGGCGCCCCGAAUUCACAGAUCCCAAGGUUGUGGCGCAAGGAGAAGGAAGAGAAGUUACCAGAGUCAGAUCCCAGGGGUGCGUGACUGUCUCCUUCAAUGUGGUCACCAAGGACCUGAAGAAACUGGGCUACAACACCGGCUCUGGUGACUUCCCCAACGCUACGACCAUGUCCCAGCCUUAAAGAGCCGGCGGGUUGCCGUACUGCUCGUUACUGACCCCUGCUGGCAGUGGUUCUCUCUGCAGCUGCUGCAGGUUUCUAUUGAAACUGAAAACACUAUUCUAAGCUAUUUAUAAUGUUUUAUCAUAUUUUUAACUCUAUGUUUUUUUACCUUUUACACUGUUUUUAAACAAUAUAUCAGAGAUGUAUAAUGGGCUGGUUCUGUUGGGGGCAACUUGGGUUCCUGUGAUGGAAACCUGCUUUGCUUUGACAAUAGUUUCCUGCUUGGAUUGGGGGUCCCUACGUACCCCACUAAUGUCCCGGUUAUUCUAUUGUAAUAGGGAAGCUGGGACAUGCACUCACAUAGGGGAGUUGCAGUAUUGUUUACCCCACCUGGCUGUGACUGUGCUUUAGUGGGGGAACGGGGGCAGUUGGUAAAUAUCCAGCCACUUGAUCAGUUUUAACGCUUUUAUAUUCCGUAAAUAUAUCAUUUGUAGAGGAAAUUGUUAAUGAUGAAAAAAAGCCUUCUUGGAUUUCUUAUGACCUUUGUUUAUAUACCACGUGUGCCAUCUUUUCCAUUUAAAGGGGAACUUAGCCCAGUUGCAACAUGUUCUAUAGUGAAAAGAAAUGUGAUGCUAAGAGGCUUUCCCUUGUACAUUUAAUUAAACUUUUUUUCAGUGA